This is a messenger RNA of Yamadazyma tenuis ATCC 10573, 744 nucleotides long. It is a transcript of the gene YRA1, whose product is annotated as RNA-binding protein. Gene Ontology annotation, molecular function: mRNA binding. Gene Ontology annotation, biological process: mRNA export from nucleus. NCBI's taxonomy places the organism in Eukaryota, Fungi, Ascomycota, Pichiomycetes, Serinales, Debaryomycetaceae. The record is from RefSeq and is a predicted model, not a curated record. Gene Ontology annotation, cellular component: nucleus.
AUCACACUAAUCUCAUUAUGGCUUCUUUAGAUAAAUCGUUAGACGAUAUCAUCUCCUCCAAACCAAAGAAGUUCGCUUCCAAAACCAAAACGGCUCCCAAGUCCAAAAACUUGGUGUCCAAAAAGCCUGUCAAGCCUGCUGCUAAGGUUUUGGCCAAGGCAGUGCAGUUGAAAAAACAGAAGAUCUUGGAUACCACGUACGCCACCAAGGUGGUUGUGCACGGCUUACCAAGAGAUCUUCCUAUCAAUGCUAUCAAAGAUUUCUUUCAAGCUCAAGUCGGUGGUGUGCAAAACAUUGCGUUGUCCUACAAUGAAAGGGGCCAAUUCAAGGGUAUUGCAACCAUUAUCUUCAAGAGUAGCACCUCAGCUGCCAAGGCGGUUGAAAAAUAUAAUGGCGCUCCCAUCGAUGGAGGCUCUUCCAAGUUGAAGUUGGAGUUGAUUAUCGACCCCUCCAAGAGACCAUUGGCCCUGAGAAUCGGUGAAAGGCCUGCCAACUUGGCCUCCAGAAUCAAGCCAGUGGGUAGUGCCAAGGUGCAAGCUGCUAAGGCCAAACUCCAAGCUGCUAAGGCCAAAAAGAACCAACCCGCUCAACCUGCUCCCAAGAAAAAGGCCGCCCCCAAGAAAAAGGCACCCAAGAAGGAAAAGAAGACUCUUGAACAAUUGGACCAAGAAAUGGAGGAUUACUUUGAAAAAAACUAAGCUGUUUGUAAGUUUGUAGUAUUAAUGUCAAUAUUGUAUCAGUUUA